Diuraphis noxia (Russian wheat aphid) is the source of this 2459-nucleotide messenger RNA. Its product is annotated as protein tudor-like. Lineage: Eukaryota; Metazoa; Arthropoda; Insecta; Hemiptera; Aphididae. The record is from RefSeq and is a predicted model, not a curated record.
UUUAGUGUGUUUACUAUUACUAUUUACCGUUUAGUAAUGUACUUGUACACGGUGGUGUAAUGUUUAAUGUUUUUGGUUCGCGUACGACUUGUUUGUUUGUUUUAGUAAUCUGAGUUUGGCUAAAUCAUGUUUGACAUUAGUUACAGUAAUUUGUUUCAUAUUGGAUAAUGAUAAACACUAAAACGUUAAUGUCUUUCGUUUCAURUUUGUUCAAAGCCAUUUCGAAUUGCCACGAAUUUUAAGUUUUUAAAUUAAAAACCGAAAGACAGUCAAUUUCGUUCCAAGUUACAAGUACUUGUAGAACUCAAGUUUUUGCCAGUAACAGUCAACAGAUGUCCUGAGAUUACAAAUGAUUAAAAAAGUUAGUUAUUAAAAGUUUAAUAUAGGUACCUACUGAAAAAGUAAUAGCUUGUUAAAAGGUAUCUACAAACACAAAUUAUUUUCAUUUCUAUACCAUAUUUUAAGAAAAACCUUGCUAUUUUCAGAAGAAACAAAUUGUGGGUGUGUACAAACUUUAAAUAAUAUAAAAAAAUUGUUAAAUUUAAGUACUUGAUGUUCAUAUAUAGGAAUUAAAAAUAUUAGUAUAGGACGGAAUUAUUGGAGAAAACCAUUAUUUCUGAAAAAAAAAUCCUGAAGAAAACUUAAAUAAUUCCAAAAACAUGGUUGAAAAAUUAAAAAAUGAUGUUACAAACGAGGUUGUGACUGAAUUUUCCACUUUAUUAUCUGUUGAAAACUCACAAACUAAAGAAAUAGAUUCAUYAAAUAAUAUUCCAAUCGUUAAUAAACCUGCUUUAGGUGAUGUAUGGAAUGUACAUGUGUCAAAUAUAAAUUCAUUAAAAUAUUUUCAUGUGCAGAACUCAAACAACUAUGAAUAUAUUCAAUCAAUCAGUUCAGAAUUGGAUAAAUAUGAUUCCACAUUAAAGAAGCUUCCAAAAGUAGGAAAUUUAAUUGCUGCUCGCCAUUACAAUGGUUCAUGGUAUAGAGCUAAAGUUCAAAGCAUAACUGAGUUGGGACUGAAUGUAUCCUUUAUAGAUUUCGGGAUUUCUAAUGAAAAAGUUACAGAUUACAAAGAUUUACCAAAAGAACUCGCCAGUUUGAAACCAAUGGCAUAUAGUUGUUAUUUUAAGAAAGUAUUAAAAGAAGAUGAAAAUAUAUUUUCAGUUCAAGGUUUAUUCGAUUAUAUUUAUAAAUUCUUCAGUUCUCAUAAAAUAACUGCCACAUUUUUAAKCAGCAAUGAUCCAUAUUUAGUUACAUUAUCACAUAACGGUAAUGAUGUUCAUGAUAUUUUAUACAAUUUAAUUUGGGAUGGUAUUGUUCCUAGCAUAUCUGAUGAUCCAAUUAAUCUUGCAAAACUUAAAAUGCUUAAUGAAAUAUACUCAAAAUCUAAAACGAAGGUUGUCUGUGUUGAACCCAUUUUUUCCAUGAAUAAUUUUUUUGUUGAAACCGAAUUAAGUUAUGAAACUAGCAAAACUAUUAGAACUGAAAUCGAAAAUCAGACGAAAUGGAUUCCGGUAUUACAUCCUGAAGAAGGCCAAAUAGUGAUAGCUAAAAGUACCUAUGAUUUAAAAUUAUAUCGGGCAAGGGUCAUAAAGAAAUAUGAAGAUUCUGAAGAGCAUAAAUGUUUUUUAAUUGAUUGCGUGACCUUUGUUAACUGUUUUGAAAUGUUUGAACCUAGUGAUUAUCUACGUACAGCACCUCCAGUCAAGAUACACUGCUCUUUAGAUAUAUCAAUAAAUGUUAGUAACCAUAUACUGGAAAGCAUGAAUCUUGCUUUUAUUAAUGAACUAGCUGAAUGCAAGGGUAAGUCAACAUACAUGAAAGUAAAAAAAAAGGAAAAUACUUGUUUAAUAGACUUGGAGGUCAGUGAUUUAAAUAUCAUUCAAGUUAUUAAACCAUGCRAAGUGAGAGUGAUCAAUGUUGAAAAUUUUAACUUUUUCAAAGUCCGGUUGAAUUCAUCUGGCGCACAAAAAAUCUCAGAUGUUCUUAAGUCAACUAAAACAUUUUUUGCUAUUUCUAACCCAGAAGUUUUCCAACUAUAUAUUGUUAAUAUCAACCAACAAUACAAGAGAGUAAAAUAUAUGGGUAAAUAUAUGGAUAGUUUUAAAGUAAAAUUUGUAGAUGAAGUACCAAAUACGGUAGUUGUCGAUGAACUAUAUGCACUUCCUAAAUCAAUUACAAAUGUUGUAACUACAGAUUUGUAUUGUUCUCUAGGAAUAAAUGAUAAAACACAUUAUUCUAAUAAAUUAUUUAUUGACAUCUGUAAUAAUGACAAUGUUAAAUUUAAAAUGGUUGUCAUUACAAACAAUCACAUUGAAGCUCAUAUUGUUAGACUUUUUUUAAAUUCUAAAGAUAUAACAUCAAUGAUUUGUAGUCUACCUAAAUAAAUAUAAUGCAUUUUGUUUUUAUGAACAGCUAUUAUUAUCAACUGAUUUAUUGUUACCUAUAAAUUCUUUACAGGA